Phragmites australis (common reed) is the source of this 1874-nucleotide messenger RNA. Its product is annotated as cytokinin hydroxylase-like. Gene Ontology annotation, molecular function: oxidoreductase activity, acting on paired donors, with incorporation or reduction of molecular oxygen; heme binding; iron ion binding. The record is from RefSeq and is a predicted model, not a curated record. The transcript is spliced from 5 exons. Bases 110 to 1696 code for a protein of 528 amino acids. NCBI's taxonomy places the organism in Eukaryota, Viridiplantae, Streptophyta, Magnoliopsida, Poales, Poaceae.
GUUGUUAGUUACCCCCCGGGUUGUUGGUGUUUAUAUAUGUGCAGGCGCGCCUAGUGCAAGCUGCCACUUGCACUUGCGCACAAACACAAGGCCAAGAGCUUUGUCCAAGAUGGCAUUGUGCAUCGUCGUCCUGGUGCUCGCAUUGCCACUCUCGUUCUUGCUGACAAGGACCGUAUGGGUCACCGUCUCCUGCUACUUCCUCACGCCGGCGAGGAUCCGGAGAAUCCUGGCCGGCCAGGGCGUCCACGGUCCGUCGGCGCGCCUCCUCGUCGGCAACCUGCGCGACGUGUCCGCCCUCGUCGCCGAGGCCACCGCCGGCGACAUGGGCUCACUGAGCCACGACAUCGUCGGCCGCCUCUUGCCUCAUUAUGUCCGUUGGUCCAAGGUGUACGGGAGGCUGUUCGUGUACUGGUACGGGAGCGAGCCGCGGGUGUGCGUGACGGACGCGGGGAUGGUGCGGGAGCUGCUGUCGUCGAGGCACGCGCACGUCACCGGCAAGUCGUGGCUCCAACGGCAGGGCGCCAAGCACUUCAUCGGCCGCGGCCUGCUCAUGGCCAACGGCGCCACCUGGUCGCACCAGCGCCACGUCGUCGCGCCGGCCUUCAUGGCCGACAGGCUCAAGGGCAGGGUGGGGCACAUGGUGGACUGCACCCGGCAGACGGUGCGCGCGCUGCGGGAUGCGGUGGCGAGGGCCGGGAACGAGGUGGAGGUUGGCGCGCACAUGGCGAGGCUCGCCGGCGACAUCAUCGCGCGAACCGAGUUCGGCACGAGCUACAACACCGGCAAGCGCAUCUUCCACCUCAUCGAGGAGCUGCAGCGGCUCACCGCACGCUCCAGCCGCUACCUCUGGGUCCCCGGCAGUCAGUAUUUUCCAAGCAAAUACAGGCGGGAAAUAAAGCGGCUGAACGGGGAGCUUGAGCAGGUGCUCAAGGAGUCCAUCCAGCGCAGCCACGAGAUCACCGACGAGGGACGGACGCCGUCGUCUGCGUGCGGCAUGGGGCUCCUCCGGAUGCUCCUGGCUGAGAUGGAGAAGAAGAAGUCCGGCCAUGGAGAGCUGGGGUACGACGCUCAGAUGAUGAUCGACGAAUGCAAGACCUUCUUCUUCGCCGGCCACGAGACGUCGGCGCUGCUCCUCACCUGGGCCAUCAUGCUGCUCGCCACGAACCCGUCGUGGCAGGACAAGGCCCGAGCCGAGGUCGCGCACGUCUGCGGCGACGCCCCGCCCACCGCUGACAACCUCCCCAAGCUCACCGUCCUGCAGAUGGUGAUCAACGAGACGCUGCGGCUGUACCCGCCGGCGACACUGCUGCCGCGGAUGGCGUUCGAGGACAUCACGCUCGGCGCCGGCGCCGGCGAGCUGCGCGUGCCGAAGGGCGCGUCGGUGUGGAUCCCCGUGCUGGCCAUCCACCACGACGAGGCCGUGUGGGGCGCGGACGCUCACGAGUUCAGGCCGGACCGGUUCGCGCCCGGGCGCGCGCGGCCCUGGGCGGGGCGGUUCCUGCCGUUCGCGUCCGGACCGCGCAACUGCGUCGGGCAGGCGUACGCCAUGGUGGAGGCCAAGGUCGUCCUGGCCAUGCUGCUCGCGAGCUUCCGCUUUGGCAUCUCCGACGAGUACCGCCACGCGCCGGUGAACGUGCUCACGCUCCGGCCGCGCCACGGCGUGCCCGUGCGCCUGCUACCGCUGACGCGGCAGUAGACCUCGCGCUUAGGCUGCAUAAUUCGGACGGAGUUUGCUCCUGGCGUUCUUGGUUCUUUACAAUUUUGGGACAAUUUUUUUCUUUUUCUUUGAUUUUUGCUUGACUAGAGAGAAAAUUUUGUGCUUCGUUUCGAGAUGGAUGGUCUGAAAUAUAGAAAUAACGUAAUAUUUGGAGUCA